Meira miltonrushii is the source of this 673-nucleotide messenger RNA. RefSeq names its product protein transporter. Gene Ontology annotation, cellular component: TIM23 mitochondrial import inner membrane translocase complex. The record is from RefSeq and is a predicted model, not a curated record. Gene Ontology annotation, biological process: protein import into mitochondrial matrix. Lineage: Eukaryota; Fungi; Basidiomycota; Exobasidiomycetes; Exobasidiales; Brachybasidiaceae. The transcript is spliced from 2 exons. Bases 1 to 492 code for a protein of 163 amino acids.
AUGAUGUCGCUACCAAGGCUAUUAGCCCAAGUGCUCUUUUUGGGCACACAAAUCGUAGGAAAGGCAUUCGCAGAAGCAGGAAGGCAAGCUGUUCGUAAUGCUAGGGCAGGAAGGGUAGACGCCGGUGCAGCUGGAAUGGCAGGAAAUGCGUCAACGGGAAAUAGCAUAACAGAUGGACUAACGAGGGCACACAGGAUGACAUUAGAUGAAGCAAGAAUGAUUCUAAACCUGAAAACUGCCGGAGAAACUGAAAAGGAAGCUUUGCUAAAGAAUUACGAACAUCUUUUCGCAACAAAUGCUCCACCUGCACCUAAAGGAAAACAGGGAGGAGGUAGCGGAAGCUUUUAUGUUCAAUCAAAAAUCGUUCGUGCUCGUGAAAGAUUGGAAGCAGAAUGGAGAGAAGCAGCAAAGAGAGCCGAAGAAAGGAAUGCAGCUCCUGAACAACCGAAAGAGGGCGGACACGAUGGCUCUGGACCUUCAGCACCUCAAUAAAGAAGUAGUCAGCAAUUAUCCUCGCCACUCCAAUCUUCUUGGGCAAAUAUCUUCCAUCUGUACUUUAUUCGUGUUACACCCUUACGCACCAUCAUCAAUCACAACUCUAGACUCUUGUACUAAAAGAAGGACGAACAUAUCGUGCUCUAUUUUGAAUAAAUAAUACUGAUAUCAUAAUUGU